This is a messenger RNA of Trypanosoma conorhini, 1593 nucleotides long. RefSeq lists its product as uncharacterized. The record is from RefSeq and is a predicted model, not a curated record. The transcript has a single exon. Lineage: Eukaryota; Euglenozoa; Kinetoplastea; Trypanosomatida; Trypanosomatidae. Bases 1 to 1593 code for a protein of 530 amino acids.
AUGUCACUGGUGGAAGCCGACAGUUAUGGCCUCGCGGCGCGGGAUAUCGGGGGUGAAGGGCAGCCGCAGUUGUAUUUGGCACGCUCCACGCACCAAGUUGAGCGCGGCGUUAGGCCGGAGGUGGCGCUGCGCCACCUCACGGAGGGGUUUCUCAACUUGGAGCAGCAAAUGAGGCUGUGGCGUCGGCAGCUGCAGCGCAAGCUGGGGGACAUUGAGCGCCGCGUGAGUCGCUGUGAGUCCGCGCUGCUGCUGACCAAGGCACUGGCGCCCCGCCCACCCGUGGCGGAGGCCGCAACGCACACGUACAGUGACGCCGAGGGCGGGGUGGAAGAUGCGUUUAGGCGGCUCCAGCUCACUUCAAAGGCUCUCCGUGCGACGGUAGAGGAGUGCGCCCGCGGAGGGGCGUCGUGCGUGGCCCCCAACACGCCGCGGACAGGAGACUGGCAUGAGACGGCAUCCGCAGCGAGGCAGGGUGUGAGUGACGACAGUGCUGUCUCCGCCGACCGGGCGGGGGUGUUUGCCUCUCCCUGCGGCGCGGGGCGCAGAUGUGCCCCGAAGUGGGGAAUGUCGCCCACCGCGGACUCCAGCGCCGCGGUGGGAAGCGGGGAAAGUGCCGGGGUCACACCUGACACCGCGGAGACGUACUCGCCGCGGCUGGCCUCCGCUCACGCCGCCAUUGCGGCUGAGUUGCGUCGCGGCGAGAGAAGAAGGCGACGUCGCGCGGCAUCCUCGUGUUCAUCUGACUCACACGCGCAGAGCCCUCUUCAACCCUCGUCGUCUUUCUCCACAAUGACGUCCAUCACCCGGCGGGCGUGCAGCGCGACGGAUAGCACGUGUUGCCGUGACUGGUCGCCGUUUAUUCAGGUGCCGGGGGGGCCAGAGGGGGCCGUCAGCUCUGGGGCGAAGGCGGCCGCGCCGGAGCCCCGCAUGGAGUCAACGGCGACAACAACACGGCCGUCAUGUGACGCUGCAGUAACCGCAUCCCCCUCUGCGCGCGUCCUGUCCCUAGAACGACGACUCUCUUACUCCCCGGAAAUGCCGAAGCGCCGGCAGCGAGAGGCGUUGUGCGUGUCAGCCAAGCUGACCAGCAGUGCCUUUUUGUUUGUGAAAAGGGGGAGAAAAGCAUCCUUGGCCGGUGCCAAAGCUUUGGAGCCGCCACAGAACUUCACUGGACCUGUGUUUGCUUCAAGGCCAGUGCGUGAUGCGAAAGCACGGCCAGAUACAUCACCGUUCCCACAACUCGGCGAUGCCGUCAGUGAUGUGUCAGCCGCGACAGGUGGCGGAGUCCCCGCGGCCCCACCGCUGUACUUCGUGUCGCAGCAUCGCUGCAGCCCCAGCGGCAGCAGUGAUGACGGCCAUGAAGACGCCAGCGAACGGGAGGAAGUGAAGGAGUGGAGCGCAGGCAGCGCUGAAGGAAUUUUCCCUGCGUCUGCCCCAGCUCUGCCCAGGGUGGACACGGUGUGGCAAAAAGUGGUUGAGCUGGCCCAUGCUGAGCAGUACUGCGAGCAGCUGCACGCGUUGCAGUAUCCUCCCCUCUCCAUGUUAUCCUCGGGUGUACUAGAGGUUUCCGCAUCGACGGCAAAGGAAAUGUAA